This is a messenger RNA of Penaeus indicus, 3285 nucleotides long. RefSeq names its product ubiquitin-fold modifier 1 (gene Ufm1). The transcript is spliced from 3 exons. Gene Ontology annotation, biological process: interstrand cross-link repair; protein K69-linked ufmylation. Gene Ontology annotation, cellular component: nucleus; Fanconi anaemia nuclear complex; cytoplasm. The coding region runs from base 516 to 1520 and encodes 334 amino acids. The record is from RefSeq and is a predicted model, not a curated record. Lineage: Eukaryota; Metazoa; Arthropoda; Malacostraca; Decapoda; Penaeidae.
CCAGCGACCCCCCCCCCCCCCCUUCCAGCGACACGUGCGUCCCCCGCCGGUCUCGGCCCCCUGGCGGCCCCGCACCCAACCUCGGACCCUCAGCACUCGGGACGCGACUCCAGCUGUCAGCAUCAUGACAUCCAAAGUGACCUUCAAAAUCACAUUGACUUCUGACCCCAAACUUCCAUACAAAGUGUGAUCUGCGACCUGAAUGUUGCCUUAGGGGAGUUUGCCUGAUGGUUAGGAAUGAGAGCAUACCAAUCAGCCAAGGAAUAGGAUCUGCAGUUAAAGAAGAAACAAAGAGCUCAUACCAUCUGUGGAAAAAGGGUUGUCUGGUAUUAAGUGACAAUAGAUGACAGAUUACAUUUUCAUGUUUUGAAAAACCUUUUUGUUCAUUUUGGACUUUGAUUACAGUUUAGUUUAUGACACUAUCAAAAAGGGAAAUUGGAUUUGUAAGGAAUUUCAGAAUUAGCAAAUAGUAUCCACAAUAUUACCUGUAAUUUAUUUUGUUUUAUUUUGAAAUAAUGUGGAAAUCAGUUCUACAGAAUCUGCUGUAUUUCAUUCAUGAGUUGUAUCCAGCUGCUUACAGUCAGAGUAAUUGGACCUGUGAUGGUGUAGACAAAGCUCUGUCAUGGGGUGCAUACUGUGAGAAAAUAGCAAGGCAGUCCCACCAGAAUGGCAGCCUUCAGAUUGCAUUUAGCCACUUGGCAAGAAAAUCCAAUAUGGCCCUUUUAUUUUGUCAGUUACAGGAUGCACGCUAUCACUUACUGAAAAGCCUCAUUCAUAAUCAAGCACUUGAAACAAAUGUACAGGAGCACAUCUCUCAUGUUGCAAAAAUGACUCUGGGCUCCACUGCUGCUGCUAGAAUUUAUGAACAGGUAAAUCAGCAGCAGGAAUCUUAUAAGCAGAUAAGUGCUUAUAUCAAUGAUACAAUGAAUGAAAACUUUCAUAAAGACCUCAAAAGUAAACUGGUGUUAGAAGUGAUGGACACCUUGAGUUCAGAGCAAGUAAAUGAAACCCUCUCUGCAUUAGUUAAAAUUCCAGAUGGCCUUAAUAUAUUGUUAGAUGAUAUGAGGUGUGGGAAUGUAAUGCUUGAUGUGAAAAAAGUUUCAAUAGGUAAAAUGAUUGUUGAAUUUUUAAAUUCAGCAUUACGAUCCCCAAGGGCACCCAUACACAAAUGCAUAGUUCAGACUUUGUGUAACCUUCAACCAGAAAGAUUGUGCGAUUUACUGUUAUGUAGUCGUAAUCUUUUAGUUGCAUUUCUGGCAGUACUGCGUAGAGAAGGACAGAAGCUAGUGUUUGUCGAGCAUCCUGCAGGUCACUCCUGGUCACCACAAGACUUAUCAUCAUCAUUUUUAACAUACAAAGACUUAGUGACUGUUUGUAGUAAUAUACACUUGAGCAAAAGUCUUGUAGCAUCUACAGACAAAAUAAUAUCUGAGUGGUGCAUACAGGAGGAUGGGGCAAUCUGGAAUGACGUAUUGAGUGAUGUGAAAAUUGCUGUUCAUAGAAGAGAUGCUUUUCCAUGACUGGUAAAAAAUGGGGUAAAACUCUUGUACAUCACAUGAAGUAUACAUUCUUGCCUUAGUUGAUUUGUGAGAUUGAUUAUCAGUGGUGAUUGCUUUUGGAUUAUGUCAGAUUAAGCAAAUAUGUUUUCACAAAUGUCAACAUGAGCAUUAAUUAAUGAAAGGCUUUAUAGCACAGAGAGGGUGAUUUAUGAAGAUGAUUUUACAUGAAAGCCAGCUUGUAAUUAUCUUAUCAAAUGAAACAAAUGUAUUAGGAUUUAUGAUUUCUCACAAUUAAUUACUGUACCUUUUGUAAAAUGAGGAGAUAAAGAGUAAUUUUGUUUUUUUUCCCCCCUUUUGACUUUUAAGAAAUUUGGAAUGGAUUUCAUAUAUUAUGUACAAGUUUUUAAAGUUAACAUUCAGAUUCAGUAAUUGGCAUUUCUUACUUAUUCUGUAAUUUUUAUUUAGUUGAUAUCCUAGUGUAUAUGAGGUUGAUUAUAAAAAUAAUUUUUGAAUAUCCUUCUGUGGGUCUUCUAUUUUGUUUGCUUGCAAUAAUAAUCUUGUUCAUGAAGGAGGCUUGUGAAUGAGUUGUCAGUAAUCAUGCAAUACAAAUGUUGUAAUGUUAUUUGAAAGAAACUGAAUUUUUUAUGGAGGAAAAUACAUCUUUGAAGUCUCCCUGUUUACUGAGAUAGGUAGGUAAUCCUAAAAGACUAGAAAUUAACAAAUGCUACAUGUUGUUAACCCAGUGACUACAGAUUUAUGUACUGCCUCCUGUAGUUUUUUUGUGAGUUUUGUUGCAUACAGAUGGCUCCACAUGUGCUCAGCCAGCAAGGAGUGUAUCAGUCGGCCCUAGUGACCCCUCCUGAUUUCCCCCUUCCUUGAAAUUGUGGGAAAAUGUGUUUUUCCUUCUAAUGCUAUUGAUAUUGAUACUGUUAUUAUUCUUAUUGGUGUGAUUAUUGAAUUGUUAUUAAAAUCUUGGUAACAUUAAUGACAAUGAAAUAAUACAAAAGAAACUUUCCAAACAUCAAGGAAAAGGGUAAGCAAGUGAGUAGGACUAAUAACUGACUCCUUGGUGACUGAGCACUUGUAGAGCCUUCAAUGUGUAUAUACAGUAAAUGAAUUUAUAUUACAGUCGUCAAAGCAUCCAUACCAAUUGGAUUAAUACUUUAGUAAUGCACUACUUUUAUCUUGAUGUUUAGUCAACACUGCAAAUAAAGUAAGCAAAAGUAUUUCAAGAUAAAUGCUGUCUGGAAGCUUUGGAUUAUUUAUUGAAUAUUUCAAAGCUUAUUAUGUUUCACAUGCUUUGAGCAAUAGUAUUGUAUUUUCAUGGCAUUUAGUAUAGAAAAUGUUGUUGAUUCAUAUUGCCUUGUACUGGAAUGUGAAGAAGUUGAGGAAAGAGUGACCUGUCACUUAAAAUGAUAACUUAAAAUCUUUACUAAGAAUUAGAUGAAAUAGAAAAGGAACAGAUUGCAUGUGGAAGAAGUAUUUACUAAUAGAAUUUGUAUUCAACAAAGUUCUGUAAAAAGUAUUGGUAUAUAAUCCUUUUCUAGUAUUUGAAAUUUGUUUAUUUGUAGAUUUAGCAUACUGUUGUGAAGAGAAUACAUAAAAUAGUUGGUUUGUUAAAUUGUAUUUUCUUUAUUAUGUGUUUAUAGCAAAUCUGUGUUUCUUCUUACAGGCUGAUUUCAGCAUCUUGUUUUUUUUUAUUUGGCUUUGUAUGGAGGAGUUACACAUGUUAGAGUAACAGUUGACCAAUCAUUACCCAUCUUAUAGUGUGGUUCUCUCUCUUUUU